Bombina bombina (fire-bellied toad) is the source of this 2903-nucleotide messenger RNA. It is a transcript of the gene NFKBIZ, whose product is annotated as NFKB inhibitor zeta. The transcript has 12 exons. Gene Ontology annotation, cellular component: nucleus. Bases 139 to 2157 code for a protein of 672 amino acids. Gene Ontology annotation, biological process: regulation of gene expression. Gene Ontology annotation, molecular function: POU domain binding; DNA binding. Lineage: Eukaryota; Metazoa; Chordata; Amphibia; Anura; Bombinatoridae. The record is from RefSeq and is a predicted model, not a curated record.
GGAAUUAAUUUUGUGCCAGAUUUGUGUGGGAUUUUGUUUAGUUUCGGGUGAGAACCUGACAGACGUCACCUUCCGCAGUGUAUAGUAAAGUAGAGUCUGAUACGCGGUUGUUGUUGUUAGUUGUUGCCUGUAGGCAAGAUGCUUGUGGAGCAGCACAUUGAGGAAAAACUAGAGAUGUUGGACCAGGAACUCAUGAUGGGCAGCCCCAUGUAUCUGGGAUAUUUUUACGGGGAUUAUUCAGGUUCUGAGGGGUCUGAGUCUGGCUCGUCCCCGACAUAUUCCACCACCACCUCCUCCUCCGGACCCUGCUCCCCAACUUCAGACAACGAGCAAACGUUGAACCUGAGCCAGUCGUCGCCCAGAAGCAAUAAAGCCAGGGACUACAUGGGAAUAAAACGGCAGAAUAAAGGAAAAUUUCAAGGAGUACGUGUGAAGAAUUCAGUAAGGGAGCUACUUAUGCAGCGUAGAAGUAAAACUGCUAACAGAGCAGAUGCGUUUGAGAAAUUGAAAACUGGAAUGAAAUGUGAGCAGUAUACAGAAUUAAAGAACAUAUUAAAAUGCAAAAAACAAAUUACUGAUUGUAUUUUGGAAGGAACAGUUGAGAGAAAAACGUGGUCUCCUCAGAAUUCUUUAUUUCUGACCCCUCCAAGUACACCAAAAUCAGUUGAUAACAUGGAAGAAAUGUCAAUAAAUGAGAUGAAGAUGGAGUCUAAUGUAGAUACUUUGCAGACCUUAAUUAAUAUUAAGAAUGAAUCCAAGCCAGUUUCUCUGAACACUGUACAAGUUAACUGGAUGACCAAUUUGCCUCAAAAUGACCAUUCUCAAGAGCAGCAUUAUCAAAAUGUCCCUAUAGUCGGUACUUUUACAUCUCAUCAAGCUAUCCAGACAAGCCAUCAUUUCCCUUCGCCUCCAAAAAGUGAUCAUUAUCCAUUUCCUUCACAAAGUCCAGGUAUUUCUCCACAUUCUAACGGAGACUGCAUAUUCAGUGAACAGCUUACAGAGUAUCAACCAGCUAUGUUUUCUAAUCAAGAUUUACAUAGCUGUGCUGUUUCUAGUUAUGUAUCACUUCUUGAAAGCACAGGCGCAUCUACUGAAACGUGUGCCACAGAUUUAAGUUCACCAGCUCAGACUUUUAGUCCAAACAUAAGAGAAAGCAACAGUGUUUUUGGGGACCCUAACAUGAUCCAGACUUCGGCAAAUGUGUCAGCACAGCUGUGUGUUUCUGUUGGAAACAAUUCAAGCAUUCCACAGACUGUUAAAACUUUAUUUCAGUGGCAAAUUGAGCAGGAACAAAAUAAACUUGGACACCUUUCUCCUAAACAGUUGCUUUUCAAAGAUGCAGAUGGUGAUACGUGGCUUCACAUUUCUGUUGCACAAGGAAGGCGAGCACUUUGUUACGUCCUUGCUCGUGAAAUGGCAGCCUUGAAUGCAUUGGAUAUCAAGGAACAUAAUAAUCAGAGUGCCUUACAAGUAGCUGUGGCUGCCAACCAGCAUCUUAUCGUGCAAGACUUAAUCAGCCUUGGAGCCCAAGUAAACACUACAGAUUGCUGGGGAAGGACACCUCUUCAUGUGUGUGCUGUGAAAGGUUACUCCCAGGUUGUUCAGGCAAUUCAAAAAGGUGCAGCUCUGAACAAUCAGUAUGUCGAUGUGAAUGCAACAAAUUAUGAAGGUUUAACUGCUCUACACUGUGCAGUAAUUGCCCACAAUGCUGUGGUCCAGCAGUUACAAAACCUUCACUCUUCCGAGAGAGAAAAACUGAUGCCCAAGAAUAAAGCAAUGGUAGAAACUGUCAGAACACUGCUUCAGAUGGGAGCCUCUGUGGAGGCAAAAGAUCGUAAAAGUGGGCGCACAGCAUUGCAUUUGGCUGCUGAAGAAGCAAACCUGGAACUACUUCGUAUUUUUCUUGAUUUGCCUAAUUGUUUAUCGUUUGUUAACAUAAAGGCUUUUAAUGGCAAUACGGCUCUCCAUGUAGCCGCCAGCUUGCAAUAUAGAAUUUCUCAUCUGGAUGCUGUCCGGCUUCUAAUGAGGAGGGGUGCAGAUCCAAGUGUUAGAAACUUGGAAAACGAACAGCCUGUCCAUCUGGUACCUGAUGGACCUUUAGGGGAGCAGAUAAGGCGUGUUCUGAAGGGGAAGACAGUUCAACACCGAUCUUACUAGGGCUCCACUAAAGUCAAUUUUUUUUUCUCAACACUCACUGCUAGUUAAGCAGUCAAAUCUGUAAAUAGAUUUGUCAACUGACAAAUAUAUGUUGGUUUCUAUGAAAUCGUAAUAUUGUGUUCACUAUUAUAUAGUGACUUAACAAACCCAUCCACAAACUAAAUGCUUUUUUCCAUUAUGUAGUUGAAAAGCAAGAUUUGGGUUUGAAGAUUUUUCCUAUUUCUCACACACACACACGCACUCACGAUAAAUCAACUUACAAAAACUUAUUUUUUGGUACUUGCUAAGUAAUAUUAUAAUUUUUAAUUUGCUAAAGUAAUAUAUUUAAAAUCUUUUGUUCACUUAUUUUCCAGUUUGGAAUGUACUCUGAUUUAAGUUACCUAUGGUGGUCGAUAAAAUGUACUUGCUGUAAUGAUAUAAAUAUGUAAUAAGUGAAAUUAAACUUUUAUUUAGAAAUUGUAUGAAUUAGAGAUUUACAGUUUCAAACUAUUUGGUUUUAUUUUAUUUUUUUGUAUUUUAUAAUAUGUGCAUAAUGAACUGAAACCUUUUCUUUUUGUUGUUGGUAUUUUACAUGUUUUAUUUUAGGUAAAGUAGUGAUAUAAUGACUUUUGUGUAGUUACAUUAGUAAAUUCCAUAUAGUAUGUCUUGUAGACAAAUUACUGAAAAAUCUGGAAUUCACAAAUGAGUGUAAACUGACUUGCAUAUUUACCUUUUUUGGUUAUAAAUAAAAUUGAUUAUUAAAGACA